AUGGAAGGCAGCCAAAUUGUUGUGGUUCAGUCUAACAAAGCAUCUAUGAUAGCACUACCAGAUAAACUUAUCAAUGACUUAGACUUGCCAGCAAAGUUAUUUGAAAGCUCUGGUACACCUGAUAUUCAAACUAGCUUCAAUGGUCAAGAGGCAAAACGUUCCCUAAGCAAAGCAACGAGGGAGAGGGAAAGUUGAUACAGAGGUCAAAACAGAGGACACUGUUACCACAAUCAAAACAGCAGAGUGUGAGGAAAUUGAAAAAGCACCUGACGAAACACGUCCUGUGUACUCCAUCUCCACUUUUUGGAAUGAGAUGGAGAAGCUGACCAUUAAUGACAUUUUGCGACUGCGUAUGGUCAGUGAUGCCCAACAGUCCACUGUUCUCCCCCAGCCACCGGAGAGCGAGGCGGCCGACACCUCCGAUGCCACAGACUCAGGCUACUUCACGCACCUGGACGACUCUGAACCUGACCGCUCCAGUGGCGACAUCUUGAUGAAGAAUUCGCUCAAAAUCGGAUAA
Molecule: messenger RNA, 520 nt
Organism: Coregonus sp. 'balchen'
Lineage: Eukaryota; Metazoa; Chordata; Actinopteri; Salmoniformes; Salmonidae
Source: the annotation of a GenBank genome assembly